Molecule: messenger RNA, 1122 nt
Organism: Photinus pyralis (common eastern firefly)
Lineage: Eukaryota; Metazoa; Arthropoda; Insecta; Coleoptera; Lampyridae
Product: protein adenylyltransferase Fic-like
Exons: 1
Coding region: 1-1122 (373 amino acids)
Molecular function (GO): protein binding
Source: RefSeq, a predicted model, not a curated record
AUGGUUAUCGAUUAUGCCAACAAGUCGGAGGUUUCACAUUUGUUAAAAAGAGUGGCAAGUGAUGGCCUAGUGACUUUGAGAAAUAAACAUUUCGUAACGUACACUGAAAUGCUGCAUUUGUUAGAAGCCGCUUUAGCAUUUAAAUUAUCUGGAAACGUUGGAAAGGCGGCUAAGCUUUUGGAUCGUGCUACGUCAGUUGCCCUACAAAGUCCUGAUGUAUUAAACCGGUAUGGGGAAUUUAUCGAACAUGUGCACAAUGAUAUUGUCGCGGCAGAUCUAUUGUAUUAUAAAGCAUUAACGUACUGUCCAAAUCAUAAAGGUGCAUUGGAUAAUCGAAAGCGAAGUGCCCCUAUAGUUGAAAAAUUGGAUUUAGAGAUGUUGGCGUUAAUUGACAAAAAACGAAAUCUUUUACAGGAACGGCAAAAAACUAGCGCCGUUUACAGUGCUAUGAAAAGGAAAAUGUAUUAUUUACAGAUUUACCACACCGUUGGACUUGAAGGGAAUACUUUAACACUGGACCAAAUAGUCUCCUUGUUAGAAACCGGACUGGCUGUCCAAGGAAAAAGUUUGAUAGAGCACAAUGAGAUUUUGGGUGUUGAGUUGGCAAUGAACUAUGUCAAAUUAUUGAUUAGGUAUCCCACAAUUAGUACCAAAGAAAUACAGGCAGUACACAGUCGAGUUCUGGGUCAUGUCGAUCCUGUAUCUGCUGGGAAAUUACGACGAGAGCAGGUCUUUGUUGGAAGUCACGUUCCUCCAGAACCAGAAGAUGUACCUUUCCUACUUGAGGGUUACGCAUACUGGUUAAAUUCAGAUGCGGCCCACAGUUUACAUCCAGUUAAGUAUGCAGCGUUGGCACAUUACAAAUUAGUAGACAUUCAUCCAUUCAUGGAUGGUAAUGGUCGCAUAAGUAGGUUAAUUAUGAAUUUGGUGUUGUUGCGAACUGGAUAUCCACCAAUAUUGAUAUUUAAAUAUCAAAGAGACAAGUACUAUCAAAGCUUAAACUUAGCGGAUAGAGGUGAUGUAUGUCUAUUUGUACGGUUUAUUGCGGAAUGUAUGAAGAGUAGUUUAGAGUUAUACCUUUCCAAUGUUGAAUAUAUGGCUGGCAUAACGCAUCUUGUGUAA